GGGCAGUGAGGCGAAAGGGAAGCUGGGAGGGAGGACGGAGGCCCUCCUCGCGCGUGCGCAUCGGCGAGAAAGAAGGCGCGGUCGCUCCCCUGCUCGUCCCUCGCCGCCGCGUUUGGCGCUUGCGCAGUUGCGUCGGAGGAGGCCGCACGCAGGCGUCGACUGAGGGGGGGGCCUGGCAGGCCGUCAUGGCGGCGGCGCUGGGGGUUGGCGCGGAGGGCUCAUGAGGACGCGGUCCACAGGCCCGCUCGGCGCUCUCGGCGGUAGCGAAGGCAGGCAGGCAGGCGGCGAGACGGCGGCGGGUCCCCCGCGCCGCCCCGCCCCGCGUUCCCCCGGGCCAUGGCGGGCGUCUUCGACAUCGACCUGGACCAGCCCGAGGAGGUGGCCUCGGAUGAGGAGCUGGAGGAGGGGGGUCACUUAAGUGAAAGCAUGGACCAUGGAGGAGUUGGCCCAUAUGACCUCGGCAUGGAGCAUUGCGAAAAAUUUGAGAUUUCAGAAACUAUUGUGAACAGAGGCCCAGAAAAAAUACGGCCGGAGUGUUUUGAGCUGCUGCGGGUUCUUGGCAAAGGUGGCUAUGGGAAGGUUUUUCAAGUUCGAAAAGUAACAGGAGCAAAUACUGGUAAGAUAUUUGCCAUGAAGGUGCUUAAAAAGGCAAUGAUUGUAAGGAACGCAAAAGAUACAGCUCAUACGAAAGCAGAGCGGAACAUCUUGGAGGAAGUCAAGCAUCCUUUCAUCGUUGAUUUGAUCUAUGCCUUUCAGACUGGUGGAAAACUCUACCUCAUCCUUGAGUAUCUCAGUGGAGGAGAACUGUUCAUGCAGUUAGAGAGAGAAGGGAUAUUUAUGGAAGACACAGCUUGCUUUUACUUGGCUGAAAUCUCAAUGGCUUUGGGGCACUUGCAUCAGAAGGGGAUCAUCUAUCGAGAUUUAAAGCCAGAAAACAUCAUGCUUAAUCAUCAAGGUCACGUUAAGCUCACUGAUUUUGGGCUGUGUAAAGAGUCCAUUCAUGAUGGAACUGUCACACAUACAUUCUGUGGAACAAUAGAAUACAUGGCCCCUGAAAUUCUGAUGCGGAGUGGGCACAAUCGUGCGGUGGAUUGGUGGAGUCUGGGGGCGUUAAUGUAUGACAUGCUGACUGGAGCACCCCCGUUCACUGGGGAGAAUCGAAAGAAAACAAUAGACAAAAUUCUCAAGUGUAAACUCAACUUGCCUCCCUACCUCACGCAAGAAGCCCGAGAUCUGCUUAAAAAGCUGCUAAAGAGAAACGCUGCCUCACGCCUAGGAGCUGGUCCCGGAGAUGCUGGAGAAGUUCAGGCUCAUCCUUUCUUCAGACACAUCAGCUGGGAAGAGCUUCUGGCUCGGAAGGUGGAACCCCCAUUUAAACCGUUACUGCAAUCCGAAGAGGACGUGAGCCAGUUUGAUGCAAAGUUCACCCGUCAGACUCCCGUCGAUAGCCCCGAUGAUUCAACCCUCAGCGAAAGUGCCAACCAGGUCUUCGUGGGCUUUACGUACGUGGCUCCAUCCGUACUUGAAAGCGUAAAAGAAAAGUUUUCCUUUGAACCAAAAAUCCGAUCGCCUCGUAGAUUCAUUGGCAGCCCACGGACACCAGUCAGCCCUGUAAAAUUCUCUCCCGGGGACUUCUGGGGACGAAGUGCUUCCUCUGGCGUGACAAACCCUCAGGCGCCUGUGGAGUAUCCGAUGGAGACGGGUGGCAUUGAACAAAUGGACGUGACGGUGUGUGGAGAGGCCUCUGCUCCGCUUCCAAUCCGGCAACCCAACACCGGGCCAUACAAAAAGCAAGCCUUCCCCAUGAUUUCCAAGCGACCGGAGCACUUGCGCAUGAAUCUAUGACACAAUCUAUGGCAAAUAAUUUCCAAACCUGCUGGGGUGGUGGACGGAAGAGAUGUCAGGCCUUUGCCGGCAGCCCCGUCCCAUGAGGGCGGGGCAGGAGGGCUUCUUGUGGCUUCUUUCUCAGAGUGGCAGUGUUCAAGAGGGUCAUUACACACAGUAGACUGGGAAAGAGAAGCAAAAACCCACAGAUCUUUUUUUUUCCUUCUCUGAAUCAGUGGUACAUAAAAAGAAAGGACCUUGAGCAGAACAGGGUUGAAAAGCUGUAGGUGCAACAGUUAAGAUAUUUGCAGUGCGGCCUCCUUUCCAGUCUGUCCGGGGUGAUAGCUUGAUCCUGGCAUUGUUGAGGAUAGAAUGUAACUGGCGUUGUUCUGUUAAAGGGGGGGAGCCCAUUUCUCUGGGCACGCCCGCACAGCUCCUCCUCCGGUACUCGCCUCUUGAGGAUGAAUUGACAUGCAGUCUUAUUUGGAUGGCUUCCUACAGCUGGUGUGGAAUUGAAGAGCCGAGAUAAACUCCAUUGGUAUUCCACAUGCAAAAAAACAAAAAACAAAACCCCAAUCUGAAUGAAUCUUUUUUAUAUAAAUAUAUAUUUUUCAAAUAGAUUUUUUUUCUUUUUCUCACAUUGGCUCAUUAUGGAAAAUAUCCCAAACUUGGAAAAUGCAGAAUUAAUGGUUUGAUGCACAAAAUAAAAGCGCAGACUUAAAUUUGUUUUGCUACUGAAACAAUGAAGUGGUUAAAAAGAAAACAAACCAAUUAUGUUGCUGGGAUGGGGACGGGGAGAACUUGCCCACCCUCUCUUGAUAGAAGACAUGGAUCAGGUUGAUGUCUGUGCUAAAACCUAAGGUGACGUGGAAGCCCUGCACUUCAGUCUCAUGGGUCCGGGGUCCCCUUGAGGGUCCAUAAUAAGCAGGGCCCUCUCUGCUGGCACAGAGUUCUGUGUGUGCAUCAAGAGUCCCACGGAGCUUUUGACUGCUGCAAUGAGCUUCUAUUGUACUGUCGAGCAUUUCAUCAACCUAAGCAGAAACUUUGCUGGUAAAACCUCUUUACGUUAUGCUGGUUAAAGAUUUUGAAAAAGAUGUAAACACAUUGGAAAAGGGGUACGGUGCGCACGCAAGCAUGACUAUCUUUGGCGUGUUAUCGAUUUAGGGGAAAAAAACAAUUACGCUGGUCUUGCAAAUAAGUGGCGGUGCUUAGAGAGAUGGUUCGUUUACUACAUCUCCGCUCCAUUACGCACAUCCGUGAUAAAUUACAAUAACUAUUUUCUUGCGUUGGGGAUGUCCAUCUGCUGAUUGUAUUAAAAAAAAAAGUAUUAAGAUGGCCUUCAACUGAUGUCUUCCAGAGAACUUUUUUGCAACUUUAAUUUUAGGAAAUGUUCAAAAGAUUUACUAUUUAUGUUUCUGCGAUUGUUGUUGGAAAACGAAACAAAAAAAAAUCUGUACACGUGACUUUACAGGUACAAAGAGUUAAAUAAAGGUAUAUUUACCUUAACUUAAAAUA
Messenger RNA from Sphaerodactylus townsendi, 3339 nucleotides. It is a transcript of the gene RPS6KB1, whose product is annotated as ribosomal protein S6 kinase B1. The record is from RefSeq and is a predicted model, not a curated record. Lineage: Eukaryota; Metazoa; Chordata; Lepidosauria; Squamata; Sphaerodactylidae. Gene Ontology annotation, molecular function: protein serine/threonine kinase activity; ATP binding. Gene Ontology annotation, biological process: protein phosphorylation; cellular response to insulin stimulus; signal transduction. The coding region runs from base 337 to 1845 and encodes 502 amino acids. The transcript is spliced from 15 exons.